Fusarium odoratissimum NRRL 54006 is the source of this 1675-nucleotide messenger RNA. RefSeq lists its product as uncharacterized. The record is from RefSeq and is a predicted model, not a curated record. Lineage: Eukaryota; Fungi; Ascomycota; Sordariomycetes; Hypocreales; Nectriaceae. Bases 135 to 1424 code for a protein of 429 amino acids. The transcript has 3 exons.
GCUUUCAAAGCUUCCUCCCAAUCAAUCAAUCAGACAUUACUACUUCCAUUGCUUUUAAAUCUCUCAACCUUCCCAUCGACUUUCACCUAUCGCGCAUCGAAGCAGAAGUUUCCCUAUCAGCAAAUCUAUUCACCAUGGGGGACGAUCUCGUCAUUUAUUAUAAUGACUCCAUCGACUCAGAUAACUUGGCCGCGGCUAUGGCCUUGUUCAAGGCCACAUACUGGAAGCCAACCGUCCGCGUACUUUGGAUUCUAGAGCCUCGUCAAGUGUGUUUUGGACUAUCUAUGACAAUGGAUCAAAUCACCAGAUGCAAGGAAUUGAUAAAACAGCACUUUCCAUCCUUUGAGAACCCUUUCAAGACCCUUUUGAACGGAGAUAUCAAGCAGCAGGAUAUUGAUGAUAUCAAAGAUCUGACAAAAGAUGAUCGCAAGAUCCUCGAGAUGGCAGUGAAGCCCAAGUAUGGCUCAAUCAACGACGCCACCUUGCAUGCACGGCUAAGUGCACUGGACCUGGCAACUUGUCUUUCCGAGUGGUCUAACAACAACCCCAUCGAAGUUCUUGUGGACUACGAGACUCUGGAACAUAUCGAGAACCCAGUGAAUCUGCACAUGCAUCACCAUGAAGAGCUUGUCAACCGGACUGAAAAUGAGCUGAAGGAAUACUACGACAUCCUGAAGAAAGUGUUACAUUUCGGCCGUCGAACCGAUAACCUGCGGGGUUGGUAUAACAAGUGUAUCUGGCGACUCGAGCAGGAUAGAAAGCUCUCAGACAUUUCUGUGGAACGACUUGUCUUGGACAAAGUUUUGAAUCGGAUCCAGACCGCGGGAAGCGUUCGUUUCUUUGGGGGUUCUUCGUUGAGAAUCCUACAACAGUUCCUCGAUAGAGGCGUAGCCAGCAAGAUCAAGUGUCACUUGCAGGUGGGUUCCUGCGACAUGUCAGCGAAUCUCUUCUCCAACCAGUUCAACAUCGCCCUCAACCAACAAGCAGCCAAGAUCGUUCUCAGCCGAUCUGCGGAAUUUGCAGAGUUCACCGUCGUGCCUUCACAUACAGCGCAGAGUAUAAAGUACUCAGCCAUAGGCCUGAAGAAAUUCGGAGGCCACUGUAUCGAGAAGCGAAUUUUGGGCUUCAACUGCCACGAGGAGCCCGUCAAGAUCGUCACAAAUCAAGUGUCACUUGAGCAACAAUACCCUGACAAAGCCUACUCCAUGCCAGAUUUAACCUCGUUUUUGUGUGCACUUGUUCCAGGGCACAUGGGCUCCAAGCCAGGGUAUAUCGAGGUCGACGAACAGGAGGGCGGUACACUUCUUUUUAAAAAGUCUGACAAGGGCAUCCCCAUGUUUGAUCUGGACGGCGUCAAGGAGUUGGAUGAGGAACAGAUCACGACGAUUUUCGAAUCAUUAACACGUGGCGAAGUGUUGCUAUGACGGAGACAAGUUUUGAUACCCAAAGGCGAGUUAGAAGUCAGAUAGUACCUUUAAUAGCUUCUUGAUGAACAAGAGUAUAAUCUCAAUUAACAGAGAGAAAAGUUAGACUUCUACAAGUUUGAGAGCAUGACGAGUGGAGUAUCCAGGUUAUACCGGAUUACCAGUAUGACUUAUUUGGACUCUGACGAGAGUGAAAGUACCAGUAUAAAUAGGACAUGUGCAAACACAAUCAGGAAAUGCCGAAUUCACCU